AUGGACACAACAAUGCAAUCACGCCCGGACCCACGGGCAACAUCAACAUCCCCACGCAACAGCAGCAGCGUACCGGUCGACACCCGGCGAGACCUGAGCGCCGAGGAGUUGCUGGAGUCGGCGCCGGCGGUACCUGAUGUGGAGCCUGGCGCGACGCAGGAGGAUGCAUCUGUGCAGCAGGCAAUCGACGAAGAAGGCGUCGACGCACUUCAGAACCUCAAAGAAGUCUCGCUACAAGCACUCGGCGUCCUGCUUCGCCGUCUCGUCGACGAAAAGGACAGCUCGCCCCAAACCGCCUCGUUGGGGAACACCUCGCACCAGCAGCAGGGGUCUUCGUCUUCACCGUCGUCUACUUUACCGCCGCAGGAUAAGGUAACGCUAAGUGAGGAGGAACACCGCGAGCUGAAGGGGCUUGUCGGAAACUUGCCACCGGAGAAAAUUAGCAGGGUGAAGAGCAUACUGGGACGGAAACGGGCUGGAAGUUCACCUCAGGCACCAUCCCCAUCCAUUCAAUCCGACGCAAACUUGGCAAUCGUGAGAAAAUCAACUUUAAAGGAGCUGUAUUCGUUCGUGAAAGGGGAAGACGCAAACGCAAGCGUUAGCAAACUUUCGGCAAAAGACCUUUCGGCACCUCCGAAACACACUGGACAAACCAUGCUCUCGGCGCUGAAAUCGAAAGUGGGCACUAUGAGUCGGUCACAAUCCUCUAGUGCUCUCGUACAGGACGCUGCGAGUGCAGAUGAUGCCUCCUCGAAUAAACACGUUACAGAUUCCAGCCACACGACCACUCAAAACGAUGCGUCAGAAUCUUCACCAAUAGCUCCGCUGCGAAGCUCUUCCUUUUCAUCCGUGGCGGACUCCGACACCACGGAUGUCGGCCAUGACCUACUCACCGACCACGGCCUCGCGCUCGCCAUCGCCGCAUUAUGCAAUGGAUUAUAUCGGAUAUUAGACGUGAACGAAAUCAGGAAUUCAGAAGCACCGCAAGGCGGAUCUACAGACAAGGACGCAGCAAAGACCGCAGCGGUGACUGACACGAUGUUUGCGGCAGUCACGCGGCAGAUGAGCGCUAUCUGCGAACAGCGAAACAUGCUCGAUCGUGACAGUCUGCAACCUGAACAGCGCGCGUUGUGGGAGGAAUGCGAACGACUUAUGUCUCUCGUCCGCACCAUUGUCGCUGCACGUCAACGCGUCGGUUCUGCACCCCCAAGCUAUGAGGAAGCACUGGUGGGCGGUGCCAAGGGCUCGGCACCCAACUACUCCAAACGUGACGACGAGCUGAGUCGUGUCAUCUCUGCGAUCGACCGGGUGAUGUACGCCGCGCCGCGUCUCGACAAUCAGUCCGUGCAACUGAACGCUCGCCAAGAGAAGGUCAUGUCCGCCGCUGCGUUGGGCGCGAUGAUCGAGCGUCUGAACCGCGGAAAGGAGGAUUUCGACGCGCAGAGGGCGACGUCUAGCCAGUCUCAUCGAUACGCGGCGCUGCAGAAUUUGGUGGAUCAGCUGGCCGCCGCUGGGGAGCGCAGCAUGUCUGAUCAGCGGGUUACGCUGUCUACGGAACAAAGCAAGCGGAUAGAGAUGGGCAAAUUGAGCGGGAUUCUUGAUAGGCAGGAGAAGACUCGGUUCAAAAAUCAGGACGCAGUAACCCGCGAACAACGCCUCCUAAACGACCUCUCCCACCUCACCAACUCCCUCACAAAGCCCUCCCCCCAAUUCGCGGCACAGCGCUACGAAGUCUCCUCGGAGAAGCAACGCGACAUGUUUCUCUCCUCCCUCGGCGCGCGCCUGCAACGCACCUCCGAGCGCCGCAUGGGCAACCAGGACGCCAUGGCGCCCUCCGACCUGCGCGACAUACGUAUCGCGGAGCUCGAGAAGAUCAUGGAUCGGAUCCCGCAGGGCCUCAAGGAGCAGCGCGCGUCGUAUGUCAGUGCCAAGGAUAGGAGUUUUCAUGAGCUGGAAUUGGUGUUGGAUAGGAUACCGGUGGGGCUGAGUGGGCAGCGCGCGUCGACUACCUCCUCUGUUGUUGGCGCGGCGGCGAGGAGUACAACGCCGAGAAGUAGUGAAAUGGCUAGUAGUAAGUCGGCGGAUUACUUUGCGGCGUCCAAGACUGUUCCGGAUUCGAGGUCGACUGAUGUGCCGGUUGUUGUUGCGGGGAGUCGUUGA
Fimicolochytrium jonesii is the source of this 2160-nucleotide messenger RNA. RefSeq lists its product as uncharacterized. The transcript has 4 exons. Lineage: Eukaryota; Fungi; Chytridiomycota; Chytridiomycetes; Spizellomycetales; Powellomycetaceae. Bases 1 to 2160 code for a protein of 719 amino acids. The record is from RefSeq and is a predicted model, not a curated record.